AUGGCCGACUCAAUUGAGUCUUCUACUGACGUGCUUAUCAUUGGCGCGGGCCCGUCGGGGCUGAUGGCUGCCUACUGGAUGGCACGCUGUGGCAUCGAUGCUCGUGUGAUUGACAAGAGAGGAAUCAAGAUCUUCAGAGGUCAUGCAGAUGGACUCAGGAGUCGAACCCUGGAGUUACUCGACAGUAUGGGCGUUGCCCAACGUGUCCUCCAAGAAGGACACGAACUGUUCAGUAUGUCGUCUUGGGCACCUGACGAGAAUGGAAAGCUGAGUCGUCAGGGGUCCGCUGAAUUGGAAAUCACUCCGCCAUACGUUAUGGUUGCGUUGAAUCAGGGUCGCAUCGAGCGUUUCCUCCUUGACACCAUCGAGGAAUCUUCCAAUCUCGAAGUAGAGAGAGGUGUUAUUGCCGAAUCGCUGCAUUACGAUGAAGGUCCUGAGAGCGAUUCACAAGCUUACCCCAAUCACGCUCAAGAACAAGGUCGGCACGGUCGGGACGCUGAGAGCCAAGUAUGUAAUUGGUGUGAUGGGGCUCAUAGUUGGACACGAGAACAACUGAAUAUCCCCUUCGAAGGAUCGACGACAGAUCACGUAUGGGGAGUUAUUGACAUUGUUCCAAUCACUGAUUACCCGGAUAUUCGCAGGCCGUGUAGCGUGAACAGCGUGUCCGGGAUAGUUCUGAUAAUCCCACGAGAGAAGAACACAGUUCGGUUCUACGUACCAUUGCAAGAGGAACACGAAUUUUCGCGGGACUUUGAUCGGUCGGCAGUGACACUGGAAUCAAUCCACCAGAGAGUGAAGAAAAUAAUGAGUCCUUUCCAUUUCGAUUACCAUGUUUGUAAAUGGUGGACUGUAUACCAGGUUGGUCGAAGAAUCGCACAGACAAAUGCAAAGGGUCGCAUAUACUUGGCUGGUGAUGCAGUCCAUACACACUCGCCUAAGAUAGGAAUGGGUAUGAAUAUGAGGAUGCAGGACGGCUUCAACAUUGGUUGGAAAGUUGCUCUUGUCGUCAAAGGACUCGCACGCUCUUCAAUCCUCGAUACCUACAAGUCCGAGCAUUAUCCCCUUGCCGAAAUGCUCCUCGAGUUUGACCGUCAAUGGUCCGCAUUUUUCUUACACCGAGAGCAGCAAAGCGGCCACCCAGCGCCAGUUCUGAAGGAGAAAUUGGCAGCCAUGAGGGACGUUAUGCGCGAGACCGAGCAUUUCUCUCAGGGGCAUACUUCCUAUUACAAGGCAAGUCCAUUGGUUUGCAAGGUGUCGAAGGCAGUAGCCAAGCAUCUCUCACCGGGUGAAAAGCUUCUUCCCGUUGCUAGAAGCGAUGGGCGGUUCCGUAUUCUGCUUUUAGCUGGGGAUAUGCGAUCAAAGGAGCAGGCAAGUCGUGUAUGGACAUGCGGCGAUAUAUUGGCUGGUCUCCUCAAGCAAUUUACCCCGGCGAAAUAUAAGCUUGACUUGGCUAUUGACGUCAAAGCAUUCCACAGCGCACCUUUUGAGGAUGUGGAACUGGAUAUGUUCCCUAGCAUCGUGCACCAUUUCGACAAGGACGAAGGCUGCGACUUAACCAAGGUAUGGAGUGACAGCAAAUGCAACUGGGGACAACAAUCCGACGGAAACGCGGGAGCGCUCAUUGCUAUGCGACCCGAUCAGUACAUUGGAUGGAUGGGUGAGCUGGAGGGUGCCGCCGAUUUGACCAGCUACUUCCAUGGGAUCUUUGUGGAGAGGAAGGUUCGACCUGCGUUGUAA
This is a messenger RNA of Aspergillus homomorphus CBS 101889, 1737 nucleotides long. RefSeq names its product putative phenol 2-monooxygenase. The record is from RefSeq and is a predicted model, not a curated record. The transcript is spliced from 9 exons. NCBI's taxonomy places the organism in Eukaryota, Fungi, Ascomycota, Eurotiomycetes, Eurotiales, Aspergillaceae. Gene Ontology annotation, molecular function: FAD binding. The coding region runs from base 1 to 1737 and encodes 578 amino acids.